Messenger RNA from Eruca vesicaria subsp. sativa (arugula), 1365 nucleotides. The record is from the annotation of a GenBank genome assembly. Lineage: Eukaryota; Viridiplantae; Streptophyta; Magnoliopsida; Brassicales; Brassicaceae.
UGAUGCUCGUAGUCAUAUCAACCUUUAUCAAGAUCCAGACUACGAUAACGUUCUGCUUCUUCUUUGUGAGAAAAGAAAUCUUGAAAGUAGUUUCAAGAACAAAAAAAAAUGGAUGUGACCAAAGAGUUCGACUCUUACAGUGAGCGCAAAGCUUUCGACGAGACAAAAGAAGGUGUGAAAGGUCUCGUUGAUGCUCACAUCACCGAGAUUCCUCGUAUAUUCCGUCUCCCUCAAGGUACCUUAUCUGACAAGAAACCUUUUGUCUCUCCCCCGGAUUUCGCCAUCCCUAUCAUCGACUUUGCAGACGUCCACGUCACGCGUGAGCUCGUAGUUGAGAAAAUCAAAGAAGCUGCAGGGAACUGGGGUUUUUUCCAGGUGAUCAAUCAUGGUGUUCCUUUAGCCGUUCUUGAAGAGAUCCAAGAAGGAGUUCGAAGGUUCUUUGAGCAAGAUCCUGAGGUUAAGAAAGCUUACUUCACUCGUGACGCAGCCAAGAGAUUUGUAUACAAUAGUAACUUUGAUCUGUAUAGUUCUUCUUCAUGUCUUGGCUGGAGAGAUAGCUUCGCUUGUUACAUGGCUCCUGAUCCUCCAAACCCUGAAGAGCUCCCUAUGGUUUGCAGGGAUGCUAUGAUCGAACACACGAAGCAUAUGACGAGCUUAGGUGUUUUGCUCUUUGAACUCUUGUCUGAAGCUCUUGGUCUUAGCUCUGAUAAGCUUAAGAGCAUGGAUUGUAUGAAGGGUUUCCUUAUGAUAUGUCAUUAUUACCCUCCAUGUCCUCAACCUGACUUAACCAUUGGUACAAAUAACCAUUCAGACAACUCUUUCCUCACGGUUCUUCUUCAAGACCAAGUAGGUGGCCUUCAGAUUCUUCAUCAAGACCAUUGGGUUGAUGUCAAACCUAUUCCAGGGGCUCUUGUUAUCAACAUAGGAGAUUUCUUGCAGCUAAUAACCAACGACAAGUUCAUAAGCGCAAAGCAUAGGGUGCUGUCCAACAGAGAUGAAACGAGGAUUUCAGUGGCGAGCUUUUUCAGCACGAGUAUGCUUCCAAAUGCAACUGUUUAUGGACCAAUCAAAGAGCUUCUCUCUGAAGAAAACCCUCCAAAAUACAGAGAGUUUACUUUAGAAGAAUAUACAAAAGGUUACUUUAAAAAGGGUCUUGAUGGAACAUCUCAUCUGUCCAAUUUCAAGAUAUGAAAAAAAAGAAUGAUACAAAACGUCUGGUUUCGUUGUAACUUGUAAAAUAUAUUUGUGUAUUUCAUGCAUAUCUAUUGUGUCUGUCCUUGUCACAUUAUCACUUCUAUAAACUAUUUGUACCAAAAUGAACUUUGGAUAAGAUCUAAAGCUUCAACCUUUAUUUACUUAUUACCA